UGUUGUUGCAAACAACCAGAAAAUCAAGCCAAGUGACAGCGUCAGUUAUACCAGAGAAGUUUAUGUCAUAGUUGAAGAUGUGGAAUAUGAAUUACUCCAGGGUAAUAAUGUUCGCGUAAACGGGUCUAGUGUAAAUCUACCAUACAACGAUUUCAAGGUGGAAGUGAAAAAUUCGGGCAGAUAUGUAAAACUUCUGACUGACUUUGGUUUAGUAGUUUUGUGGGAUACAAGUGAAAGUGUGGUAGUCUAUGUAUCUCAUACAUACUGGAAUAGAACAUGUGGAUUAUGUGGCACACUGGACGGCAAUGAGGCGAAUGACUUCACAACUGACCAAGGGAUCGUGGUCGAUGACAUUAGUGUGUUUGCUGAUCAUUGGAAGACGAAUGGCGAUGAAUGUACUGAUUUGCCCACCACUACCUAUCCAUGUGAUGGUUUGGACUCUACAGUAAUUGAAAGAUAUAAAGCACAAUGCAAAAUAUUAUUCAAUGAAACAG
Messenger RNA from Saccoglossus kowalevskii, 494 nucleotides. RefSeq lists its product as uncharacterized. NCBI's taxonomy places the organism in Eukaryota, Metazoa, Hemichordata, Enteropneusta, Harrimaniidae. The record is from RefSeq and is a predicted model, not a curated record.